ACUAAAAAGGCAGCAGGUUCAAGUAGUAUUUCUGGAGCCGGACUCCUGCAGGCGCGCAUCCAAAAGAGGACGCACCGGUUCUUUCUCCUCACUGGGUCCACAUUCACUGCUUUACCUCAAGGAAAAACAGCCAAAUAAGACUUUUUAGACUUGGUUAUAUUUUUUAUUAAAGUGUUGCUCUUACGUCUGCGACUGAGAAAUGAAUCAUAAAAAUGUUUUACUAUGGACCUUCCUGCAGUGCGUGUCCUUCGCCUUUGGGGAGAACUCUGUUCUUAAAGGUGAAGAAAAUGGAUUUGAGUCAGACUACAAGGCUAUCAGUGGCACAAUAAAGUACAACCUGAGGAAGGAUUUAGACUUGGACCAAGAAGGGUGCUACCUGCAGACUGGCAAGAAAGACCAGUUAGAAAAGUGUGGCUUCAACGCAACCGCCAAGACUAUCUUCAUCAUCCACGGCUGGACGAUGAGUGGUAUAUUUGAAGCCUGGAUGCGCAACCUCGUCUCAGCAGUGAUGCAGCGGGAAAGUGACGCAAACGUUGUGGUUGUUGACUGGAUACCUUUGGCUCAGCAGCUCUACCCUGAUGCAGUCAACCACACUCUUGCAGUCGGUCUUGAUAUUGCCAGUAUGCUGGACUGGCUCCAGGAAGAUCUGCAACUACCUCUGGAGAAUGUGCAUCUAAUUGGAUACAGCUUAGGUGCUCAUGUAGCUGGUUAUGCAGGAACUUAUGUAAAAGGGACUCUUGGUAGAAUCACUGGUCUUGACCCAGCUGGGCCAAUGUUUGAAGAUGUGGAUGACCAGAAACGUUUGUCUCCUGAUGAUGCUGACUUUGUGGAUGUCUUGCACACAUACACUCGCGAGGCUUUGGGCGUGAGCAUCGGAAUCAAGAAGCCAAUUGGACAUAUUGACAUCUAUCCAAACGGUGGCGACGUCCAGCCUGGGUGUGCACUUGGUGACGUCUUGGCAGCUGCAGGAAAUUUCAUGGAGGUUAUGAAGUGUGAACAUGAGCGAGCUGUACAUUUGUUUGUGGACUCCCUGAUGAACAAAGAUCAUGUGAGCUAUGCCUACCAAUGCACUGAUGCAGAACGCUUUAAGAAGGGAACCUGCCUCAGCUGCCGCAAGAACCGCUGCAAUAACAUCGGCUACAAUGCCAGAAAGAUGCGCAAGAAGCGCAGCAAGAUGUACCUGAAGACACGAGCUGACACUCCUUUUGGGGGAUACCACUAUCAAAUGAAGAUGCACAUUUUCAACAGGAAGCAGUUUGACAAUGCAGAGCCAACCUUUUAUGUGAAGCUGUACGGUGAACAUGAUGAUACCGGGAACAUCUUUGUUGCCCAUGAUGAACCAAUUGGUCUGAACUCCACAAACACCUUUUUGGUCUUCACUGAGGAAGAUAUCGGUGAUCUGCUUAAGAUCAGUCUGAGGUGGGAGGGCGACUCUGAAUCCUUGAGCUCCGUCUUUAAGUACAUCAGACACUCUUUCUGGAACUGGAACACCAAAGCCACCAAACCUGUGCUGCAAAUCCGUCGUAUUCGUGUGAAAGCUGGAGAAACUCAGAAAAAGUUUACCUUCUGUGCACAAGACCCCUCAAAAACUGAGAUUUCUCCAGGGGAAUAUAUAACCUUCGUAAAGUGUCGUGAUGGCUGGGAAGUUAAACCUAAUAAGAGGAUACCAAUGUAAGACGUUGGAAUACUAAAGACCAAUGCACAGUCACCAUGGGGAGCCCCAGUGUGGGUCAGUGAGAAGCAUAGUCUUCUCUUCACUUCUGCACUUUCGUUGGCUUUAUCUCUUCACUGGGAAGAAGGCUUCAGGUUUUGAAUGUUGUGGAAUAAAGACUGUGGGGAUCUAUCUACAAGAAGGCUGGCAAGUGCACAGGCUCGUUGCUGUGGAGGUCCUGCUUGCAUUGACUGCUGGGAAAGUUGUUGACUCUCCCACUUGUGUGGACUAGUGAAGUAGAAGAACGUUGUGCCUGGAGACACACCAGCCAUUGUAGUAUAAUACUGAACAUUUUUAAAUAUUUUAUUUAUUAAAAGCACUGCAAGACCAACAUAAUUUAUCAGCACAUCCCAUAAUGGAAGCACAUGUUUAAUUCUUCCAAAUGCAGUAUUUAAUAUGUAUGUUUGUCUGUGACCAAGAACUGCUGAGAGAUUAUCGAUACAGUGUAUUUUGAUCCGUUAAAUACACCAUAGUGUUGCAAAGUGGCUCAUUUUGGGGUGUGUAUAUAGUGUAAAUAUGUCUU
This is a messenger RNA of Cyprinodon tularosa, 2234 nucleotides long. RefSeq names its product lipase, endothelial (gene lipg). Lineage: Eukaryota; Metazoa; Chordata; Actinopteri; Cyprinodontiformes; Cyprinodontidae. The transcript is spliced from 10 exons. The record is from RefSeq and is a predicted model, not a curated record. Gene Ontology annotation, molecular function: protein binding; lipoprotein lipase activity. Gene Ontology annotation, biological process: lipid metabolic process. The coding region runs from base 200 to 1675 and encodes 491 amino acids.